Messenger RNA from Symbiodinium pilosum, 1125 nucleotides. The record is from the annotation of a GenBank genome assembly. Lineage: Eukaryota; Dinophyceae; Suessiales; Symbiodiniaceae.
AUGGCAGACGCCCUGAUCCGCACUGUGCUGCGCUCCUUCGCCACUGCUGCUGCGGGUUCUUACACCUGGAGAUCUGUAAGCAACUUCCGCUUUAUGGAGAAUUGCAUUUUGGAGCUCUUCCGUCUAGACGACGCCACUUCAUAUCGCGUGGGCUAUGUCUGGAUAAGACAGCUGGCGCUAGUGCUGCGAAAUGCCUCCAUGGCCUCCUCGCGAGGUGGCACCGUGAACGUUAAAACAGCCAAGACAGCCAAAGCCAAGGCCAAGGCCAAAGCAACGAGGGACCGUGCGAAGAGAGACAAGGCAGUGAAAAACAAGGCUGGAAAGGAGAAAACUGCCAACAACGAGCAGGAGGAUGAAGAAGCACCCCGAAGAAAGGUCAAAUCAAAGCCACUCGAAGAGCUGAUGAGCUGGCAGUUUGUUCGUUCCAUGUACCUGUGGACCCGUGUGGUGACAUCAGUUCCAUCGCUGAAGCCACUUGGAUAUCCCCUCUUCAUGGUAAUCCUUGGGGCCGUCAAGAGCCGGCUGAUGAAUCUGCAGUGCUUCCCCUUUGUUUGCCACGGCCUCACCUGCCUGAACCGCUUGGCCGCGGGCCUUGAGGCCCUGGUACCCCUUUCCAGCCACCUUCUGAAGCUACUGGACAUUGUCCACCAUCAACUGGAGUCUAAGAAGAAGCUGGGGUCCAAAGCCCAAGCGCAAGAUGACGAUGGUGAAGAACCAGGUGAGCGGAAGCCGCCUGACAUGGAGGUUCUUCUACGCCUUUCGCCUGGCCGGGAAGAGGUCCUAGAACUGGUGGCAGAAAGGAUUUGUGGCCUCUUCACCGAUCACCUGGGUCUACUGAGCCGAUCUACAUCCUUCCCAGAGCUUUCGGCACCGGUGGUGCUGCACCUUCGGCGGCUAAGCAAGCACUGCCGGAAUGAAGCUCUGCGGAAGCAGCUAAAGGCUUUGCUUGCAGCUGUUGAGCAGAGCAGCCAAGCGGUGCUGCGAUAUCGCGAGCAGCUGCAGGAGCCCCCUCCUGCUGGCAAGCUCCUGGUUCUCGGAGCGGAUGCCACGCCUCUGGCCAAGCAACGAAUGCAGUGGCUGAAGCGUCGGGCUGAAUACGAGAGAUCGAAGGUUGAGGGCGAUCUU